Strigops habroptila (Kakapo) is the source of this 4734-nucleotide messenger RNA. RefSeq names its product transcription termination factor 1 (gene TTF1). The record is from RefSeq and is a predicted model, not a curated record. Bases 260 to 3280 code for a protein of 1006 amino acids. Lineage: Eukaryota; Metazoa; Chordata; Aves; Psittaciformes; Psittacidae. The transcript has 12 exons.
GAGGUGCGGUCGUUAUCUGGCGGGCGGAGGGAGGCCCUGCCCUGGGCCGGGAGCGCGUCAGGGCCCCUCGGGGCUGCGGUGGCCCCGCCUCGGCUCGCCGCGGUGCUCACCUGGGGUGGUUGCUCUUAGUGCCUCUCUCGCCCUCGGAAGGCAAUUUUAAAGCUAAAUACAGCUGUAAUGCACAUUUGUUUGAUGAAGAAGGCAUCACAUUUUCGUACUCCCACUGCAAAAUUAACUGGAUUGAAAAGUAAGAAAAAAGAUGACAGAAAAAGCAAGUGCAGAUGAUUUUCAAGUUCAGGAUUUUCUGAAGAAGAAGAAGAAGAAAAAGAGAAAACACAAAGAAUAUGAUAAGGAACAUGAAAAUGAUGAAAGAGAAAGCAUACAGAAUGCAGAGCUUAGCUCUGUUUCUCUACCUCUGCUUGAAGAGCAAGAAGCACAGAGUGGUGAAGGCUGUAAAAAGAAGAAAAAAAAAAAGAAGCAGGAGAAGGAACAGUCUUUGUUAGAUAAUCCUUGCGUAGAACUGGAACAUGACAUUAGUAAUGAAACUGGAGUGGAUGCUUCCCAAAAGAAAAAGAAGAAAAAGAAGAGGAAGCAUAAUGAUAAUAUGGAUGAGGAAAGUAAUGCUGUAACUUGUAUCGCAGUAAAUCAGAGUAGCUGUGAUAUUUGUCAGGAGAGUGAUGCUGAUUACAUUUAUUUAAAACCUUCUGUGAAGAAAGAAAGAAACCAAAAAUUACCUGAAGAGGGUGAGGUACAUGAGCUGCCUGAAUCCGUUUAUUUAGAACCACCCGUAAAGAAGAAGAAAAGAAAAGAAAAAUUACCUGAAGAGAAUGAGGUACACGAGCUGCCUGAAUCUGUUUAUUUAGAACCACCUGUAAAGAAGAAGAAAAGAAAAGAAAAAUUACCUGAAGAGAAUGAGGUACAUGAGCUGCCUGAAUCCGUUUAUUUAGAACCACCUGUAAAGAAGAAGAAAAGAAAAGAAAAAUUACCUGAAGAGAGUGAGGUACAUGAGCUGCCUGAAUCUGUUUAUUUAGAACCACCGGUGAAGGAGAAGAAAACAAAAGAAAAAUUACCUGAAGAGAGUGAGGUACAUGAGCUGCCUGAAUCUGUUUAUUCAGAACCACCAGUGAAGGAGAAGAAAACAAAAGAAAAAUUACCUGAAGUGAGUGAGGUACAUGAGCUGCCUGAAUCUGUUUAUUUAGAACCACCUGUAAAGAAGAAAAAAAGAAAGAAGAAAUUACCUGAAGAGGGUGAGAUACAAGAGCUGCCUGAUUCCAUUUAUUUAGAACCACCGGUGAAGGAGAAGAAAACAAAAGAAAAAUUACCUGAAGAGGAUGAGGUACAUGAGCUGCCUGAAUCUGUUUAUUUAGAACCACCUGUAAAGAAGAAGAAAAGAAAGAAGAAAUUGCCUGAAGAGGGUGAGGUACAAGAGCUGCCUGAUUCCAUUUAUUUAGAACCACUGGUGAAGGAGAAGAAAACAAAAGAAAAAUUACCUGAAGAGGAUGAGGUACACGAGCUGCCUGAAUCUGUUUAUUUAGAACCACCUGUAAAGAAGAAGAAAAGAAAAGAAAAAUUACCUGAAGAGAAUGAGGUACAAGAGCUGCCUGCCUCAGAAAUACAUGACACAAAUGGCAGUAAAAGAUCAAAAAAGAAGAAGAAGAAGAAGAAAACAUACAGCAGUGCCCUAGAUAUACAAGAAGCAGCAGAUGUAACCAUUGACCAGUCACUGUUGUCACUUGCAGAGCAAAACAGGCAAGGGGAAGACACAGAGCUGCUGUUAGCUACAGAAGCGGAUGGUGUAGCGUCGCCCCAGCAAUGGCACGAAGAUGGUGACUGUGAUGCUUCUGCUGCCAGGAGUGAAGAUUCUAUGGAUGUAUCUGCUAAUUUUUCUGAGCUGACUGAAGCAGCUAAUCAGUCUCCUAAAAAACCUCCAGUGCGCUGUACGAAGAUAAAAAGCAGAGCUUUUAUCACAGACGAAAGUUCUUCAGAUUCUGAUGUAAUGACACCAGAACCCUCAGCAUCAAAUAGAAGGGAGGACCAGAGUAGUUCCUUUACUGAAACAGUAGCCACAGAGGAGGGUAGCCUGGAUGAUGACGAAGAGUACCUGAGCUCUAUCAUGUGUUCAUUCAUAGAUUUGGAUACUGCAAAACAGGAACUGGAAGAGUUUAUUCCUCAUGUGAGGAAUAUAUCGGACAGUUCAGUCAUGAAGAUGGCUGGAAGAGACCUAAGGAGGUUUAAACAGUUUAAAAAACAAGGUAUUGCUGUCAGGUUUGGCAGAUUUUCGGAGCAGGAGAAUGAUCAAAUCCGGAAAAAUAUUGAAGAGUUCUUACAGAUUACUGGCAUAGACAGUGCUGAGAAACUCCUGUUUACCUCGAGGUAUCCAGAAGAGAAAAAAACUAUCAGUCGCUUAAAAGCAGAAUAUCUUUUCUGUGAAAAACUUUCUGAGGGCAUACCACGACCUUGGAGGCUGAUAUAUUAUCGAGCAAGGAAGAUCUUUGACCCAAAUAAUUAUAAAGGGAGGUACACUAAGGAAGAAAAAGAAAAAUUGAAGAAGUAUUAUGCUCUGCAUGGCAAUGAUUGGAAGAAGAUUUCUGAGAUAAUGUCGCGUUCUAACCUCUCAGUUGCUAUGAAAUACUCUGAAAUCAAGUCAGCUGUUAAUUAUGGCCCUUGGUCAAAGGAAGAGACCCAGAAGUUAAUGCGUGCAGUGGAGGAGGUGAUUAGGAAGAGAAUAGAAGUGGAAGAUGGAAAUUCUCUUUCCUUACUGGAAAAGUCAAAUAGAGAGAUCUUAAUUGACCGUGAGAAACUGUACCAGAAAUUACCGUGGUCUGAGAUUGAAACUAAAGUGGGAACUCGAUAUUGGAGACAAUGUAAACAGAAAUGGAGUACAAUUUUAAUAAACAAGAUGAACAAAGGGCAGCAGUUAUAUAGGGGGACCAAAGGAUUACAAGCCAAGAUCAAUCUUAUUAAAAGGUUGUAUGAAAUGAAUGUGGAGGAUCCUAAUGAAGUAAACUGGGAAGAACUCAGUGGUGUUAUUGGAGAUGUCCCUAGAGCCUAUGUUCAAGGAAAAUUUUAUAAGCUAAAAGUCUCCUGUGUCCCUUUAUGGCAAAAAAGGACUUUUUCUGAAAUUAUUGGUUAUCUUUAUGAAAAGAAACUUCCAGAACUUGAAGAAAGGCUUGAAAAAGAGAAGGGGAAAAACCUUAGUCCUGACAACCCAGCACCUGGGCAACAGAAGAAGGCUUUCCGACUCAGUGAGAUUUUUGACUCCAGUGAAGAGAGCGAUUAACCGACUGCCCUAAAGACAGUUCCUAGCGUGCACAUUGAACUGCAAAAUGGAUCUGGUUGAAAGUGGUUGGAAGCACAAACCAACAACUGCAGGUACACAGGAUAUCUAGUGAUGAAGAAAGUAAAGAUACACAUGUCUGAUUUUCUUGUUUCAUAUUGAAGACAGGUAAAUACAGGUUUUGUGCCAUCUUUUAUUAGAUUAAAUUAACUCUGGGUUUAGAAGGCUCUAUUUAAGCAUUCGACUUUCUUUCUGAAUGUCUCAAAACCAGUAUUUUUCUACUACUCUGUUUUCUAUGGAGUUGAAAGCUGCUCUUUAGCCUUUGUGCAUGAACUUGGUUUUCAGAACUUUAAUAGAUUUUAAGUAAUUUUGAAAUAUCAUGGACUUGAGAAAGGACUUUCGGUUUGCUUUUAAAUCUCUGUAAUAAACAAAUCUUAAAACAUCUGUUUUAAUGGUAAGAGCACAACUUUGAGUUGUUUUGGGUUUUUUUUAACAGGUAUCUUGUUCUAAAAGUGAUUUUUAUUUUUGAUGUAGGCUUACACUUUAGCCCUUGUAGAGAAAAGGGACUUUUAUCCAUUGCUAUUCAUAAAUUGUGAUGUUGUUUCAUGCGAACCAGAACAAUGCAUUUAAAAUGUUUUUGUUAAUAUUUGGAAUACAGAGGCAAAAUAGUGAGUGUGUAUAUAUGUAUACAGACAUAUAUAUUUAUUUUUAUUGUGCCAAGGAGAGUUUCUACAUUUUAAGAAGAAAUUGAAGGAUAAGAUGAGGUUGUACUUGUGGUUUUGUAUGAUACUUCUAACUAUCUGCCUAGAAUCAUUAUUUGUGCAUUGACUGAGUGAAUGUAAAAAAACCAACCCAAAAAUCUUACUGUGCCUCUAAAGUAUUUGUACGGUUUGUUUUAUAUUUCCUAUAUGAUGUAUUAAAAAGUAAGGCUGGAGGACUUGGUCUCUGGCAUACUACCUUUUGAUGGUCAUUUGGAUAACUGAGAAUUUAAUAACUAUCAUUGAAAAUGCAGAGCUUUCAAUGGUGUGAAAUAAAGGCCUAGUUGGAGGUUCUUCUGGACUAUGACUUGUAGCAAAGGGUGUUGAUUGAGAACUUCACAUGUUUAACUGUGUCUGGCUUUAGUCUCUCUGAAGAUACAAACCAGUGUGAUUUUUGUGAGACAGGCAGGACACCCCAGGAGAUCAGCCACUGGUGGAAGGGUAAGUUUUCCAGCCAGGAAAUGAAAUGGGGCUGGCAGGUUGGGAGGAAGGAAACACAUACCAGCUCCCUUGAACUUAGGUCUUUGACUUGCUUUUGUUGCCUUGCAGGUUUGAAGGUUAAAAGCUGAAGAACUAAGUGGUUUGUAUUUUUUGAGUUGUUUCUUUUUCCUGGAAGAUGGAGAUCCUCCAAAUCUGUCUGCAUGGUCAUAUUGUUUGUAGAGUAGACCUCACAGAAAUAAACUUCUACCUCCAUGACAA